ACCACACAGCAACAACCGACCCUGAACUCAAAACAGGAUCGCAUGAUUGAAGGUGUCUGUCCAAUGGGCGCGGCCCGAUCGAAACCACUCAUCCCCCGGUCUUCGCGCAUGAUGGCAUUGAGGAAGUUCAAGAACUUUGGACGUGAUUUAGCGGACCCUCGACCCAAUACCAGCAGCGCCCAACCCGUCAAAACUUCGAAGGGAACUGCACCGAUUCUCAGACUUCCAAAUGAUGCUGAAAAUACAGUCAGAAAAGUUGGGGAAACCUAUCUGGCCUCUGGGGAUACUGACCAGUUGCGCGUGAAAAGGAAUAAAUUCCAACAAGGUCUUGCGGCCAAUUCCUUCGAGUUGAAUUCAAUCAACCAUCCCGCACUGAUUGAGAACCCACACACGAUCCUCAAAACAAGAUCGACUGACUCUGCCAAGGAAAUUCUAUUGUCUGUCCCGGGGAGAUUAGCACCACUGACCAAACGCAGAUCUACCCCUGGUGAAGAACUUCCACUAGACUCAAGAAUACGCCGUGUAUCCAUGAUCCUCAUGAGUCGUCACACGCUACCCUACACAGACAGCCGAAUUCAGAUUGUGGAGCCGAAAUCGAGCAUGGGGAGUGGGAACAGUCUCAAGGACGAUACUGCCUUGAAUCCCGCUCUGAGUACCUCAUCCCGUGGAUGGAAAUACAACGGAGUUGUAAGACAAGAUACAGACAACUGGUCGUUGCUCUCCGCGCCCAAAGGAGAGUCACCCACAUCGCUGCCAAAACGAUCCCCAGAGGUUACCUUUCCCCAAAUGGCUUCACUUGACAGUUGUGCAGGAAGGCGUGAAAUCACUCUCCGAAAGAAUAAGAAGGCCCGAAGACCCACAGAUCGUUUCUCCAAAGGAAUUGGCUAUCAUCUGGGAAGAAGAAGGCAUUUACUGGAACGGCGUCGUCGGAUGGCUGACUUUGCCUUGGCAUUUGGUAUUUUUGGCAUACUUGCCGCUCUGUUGGACACAGAGUCCAUUGCAUGUGGAUGGUAUAAACAG
This is a messenger RNA of Opisthorchis viverrini, 1020 nucleotides long. RefSeq lists its product as hypothetical. The transcript is spliced from 3 exons. The annotation marks the transcript as partial. The record is from RefSeq and is a predicted model, not a curated record. NCBI's taxonomy places the organism in Eukaryota, Metazoa, Platyhelminthes, Trematoda, Opisthorchiida, Opisthorchiidae.